AUGAAGGGCUUUGGCAUCAUCAAGGACAAGCCUGCUGUUGAUCAAGUUGUCAAGCUGAGUGCAGCUUCAGAGGAGAGCAUGAGGGCCAAGACAUGCAUGAAUGUGGACUGCAAAAAGGCCCUCACUGAUAUCAGGAUCAAGACUGAGACUGAGACUGAUUCUAAGGGGCAUGAGAUCAUUGCUCCAGUGCAUGCCAUGCAUCAGAAGUUUGUGCAUCUUCAGUGCAUGAGCCAAUCUUCUCUUGCUUUUUAUCAAAAGCAGAAGAAUGGCAUCAUUGUGGUUGAUGUGACUAAAAUUCAUGGCCUGGAUAGGCUGCCUGGUAUCUCUAAAACUGAGAUUGUUCAGUGCAUCAUUAAGGCCUCAAAAGCUGAACAGGUACAAAAAAACAAGGCUGAUCAGAAGAAGAAGCACAAUGAGCAUCACCAAUUGAAGAUGAAGGUGAAGGGGGAGGCAAGUAGGACAGUUAAGACAGUGAAAGCUAAUGUCAAGGCUCACAAGGAUAGUGUCAAUGCUAUCAGGGCUGAGGCUGCAAAGAUUUGA
This is a messenger RNA of Laetiporus sulphureus 93-53, 540 nucleotides long. RefSeq lists its product as uncharacterized. The coding region runs from base 1 to 540 and encodes 179 amino acids. The record is from RefSeq and is a predicted model, not a curated record. Lineage: Eukaryota; Fungi; Basidiomycota; Agaricomycetes; Polyporales; Laetiporaceae. The transcript is spliced from 4 exons.